Messenger RNA from Drosophila miranda, 903 nucleotides. RefSeq names its product seminase-like. Lineage: Eukaryota; Metazoa; Arthropoda; Insecta; Diptera; Drosophilidae. Gene Ontology annotation, molecular function: serine-type endopeptidase activity. The transcript has a single exon. Gene Ontology annotation, biological process: proteolysis. The record is from RefSeq and is a predicted model, not a curated record. The coding region runs from base 1 to 903 and encodes 300 amino acids.
AUGUCCCGAUUCUUGCUGCUGCAAUUUCUGCUGAUGAUCGCUGUCCUGACGGUGUGGUCAAAGACAAAGAAGCCCACGUACCACUUCCACCGCUCUCUGUUCUACAAAUAUGCACCCCAGCAUACUCACCGGGUACAGGACGACUACAAGCCCAUAAUUCCUUUUUAUCCGAAGGUGAAGGCUACGCCGGUAUUUGGCACAUCCGAGGAGCCCAAGAUCAAAUUGGGUACAAUGGGAAUGACGGUGCCACUGCACAAGCUGCUCGUACGCAUCUACAACAAUGGACAGUUCCUGUGCGUGGGCACCCUCAUAACCGAGAGGCUGAUCGCCACGGCGACCACCUGCUUCGUCGAUGUGAAGGUACAGGAUCUCACUGCCAAGACCUUUCACAACGCGGACGAGGUGAUGCCAAUAAUCCAAAAGAACUCCAGCGAGUUUUUCAAUGUAGAUAGUGAGACGAGUUUGAGCGUCCUGGAGCUGAGCAAUCCUGCCGGCAACUCAAGUGUCACCCUCAGCCCGGCCCAGCUGUGCGACACCACGCUGCAGCCCCGCUUCGUCGUGCAGCUGACCACCUACAUACGCACCCGGCGCACCAUCCACACGCAGACCACUGAGGUCCUGCCCUUGGCCGAAUGCCGGAAGGUCAUGGAUGAUCCCGGCGGCAACGUGAUCCGCGACACCAUGAUCUGCAUAAAGAACACCAAGCACUCGUCCAAGUGCCAGAAAACCUAUGGCAAUCCGCUGAUCUAUAAUGGCAUGAUCUGUGGCAUCAAUGUUAUGGGUCACAACUGUCCCCGGCCCCUUGGGGUCGACGUGUAUGACAUUGUCUUCAAUUCAGCAGACUUUGUGGGCGAAAAAAUGAAGUUCAUUGUUGACGCCGACUUGGAAAAGGAUAUAAUCUGA